This is a messenger RNA of Recurvomyces mirabilis, 1926 nucleotides long. RefSeq lists its product as uncharacterized. Lineage: Eukaryota; Fungi; Ascomycota; Dothideomycetes; Mycosphaerellales; Teratosphaeriaceae. Bases 1 to 1926 code for a protein of 641 amino acids. Gene Ontology annotation, molecular function: DNA binding; zinc ion binding; DNA-binding transcription factor activity, RNA polymerase II-specific. The record is from RefSeq and is a predicted model, not a curated record. The transcript has a single exon. Gene Ontology annotation, biological process: regulation of DNA-templated transcription; DNA-templated transcription.
AUGUCUUCCUCCACGGAAAGGCCCAAGAAAAUUCAGAGAAUCUCGCAGGCUUGCGAUCUUUGCCAUCGACGGAGCAUCAGAUGCAGACCCAGUGCGGAGAACCCACAACAGCAAUGCCAGAAUUGCUACGAUUUUGCUGUCGAUUGUACAUAUAAUCGUCCUUCGCGACGAAGACGAAACCCUUCAUUGGCACACACUUCGCCACCGAAUGUAUUGUCGGGCGGUGCAGUACAACAGGACACUGUCUCACCUUCGUCCGACGGGUCCAAAACACAGGAUACUGGAACGAGCCGGCAGACGAACGGCAAUGGCAUGGCUAGUGGCCAGCCUGACUAUACUGGAGCAUAUCUCAGCGUACGCGAAGGAGCGCGCGAGGACCUCCUGGACGUGGCAUGGCGGUCGUUCGCGCUCGCCAGCAUGACGACGAUUGAACAGUAUAUCGAGGUAUACAUGGACAUUGUAUAUCCGUUGUUCCCACUAUUCCAUGGCCCAACAUUAAAAGACAAGUUGGCAAAACGCCACCAUCUGACUGAUCGAGGCUUCUUCGCUGCGGCUAUGGCUGCUUGUGCACUUGCCGCCGCCAGGGCGAGAGACGGUGCCAUUGGUGACAGACCCGACCUGGGCGAGAGUUCGGAGCGAUCCUCCGAGGUCUUCUUCGCCGCCGCCCAGGACGCUAUACCGAAGGAUCUUGGCAAAGCACAGUGUCAGAAUUAUAUGAGAGCUGCCGGUCUGCUGGCGCUCUGCAGCAUCCAGUAUGGACAUAUCAAUAUGAUGCAUCAAUUCAUGGGCAAUUACACGACACUGGCCGCGAUGCAGCAGUUCCACGACGAAACUUAUUGGCCACCGACAUUGACAGUCGUUGAGCGAGAAGAGCGAAGAAGACUUUUCUGGUCUAUGUACACCUUUCAGGUUUAUGUGGCGGUCGUAUUUGAUGGUGUGGUCAUGGCGCAGGAAAAUCAUUCGAAAGUCAUGUAUCCAAGCGAGAUCAACGAUGAGGACAUAAGUCCAACAAGCCGAGCACCUAGCCCUACUACAGGAGAGAAUUGGCUGCAGGGAUGGAACUUUACCACAGAUCUUUAUCGUGUCCUGGAGCAUUCGAUAUGUCGAAUGCGAAGGACGAGAGAAGGCCGACUCGAUCGUAUGUCGGUCACCCGCCUAGUGUGUGCAGGCGACUUACCUGACUCGACAGUCAUGGACAAUGUUCUCGGUCUGUACUAUCAGCUAUCGGCACGAUUCCGCAACUUCAACGUGGCAGUCACAGGUGAUAAGAACCAGGACUUGUUCGGUUUCCAGGCAGCGAACAUCCAAGCCACAUUACAGCUGGUCCGUAUGACGCUGUUCUCGACCAACACCAACCAUGAUGUCUACCAGAAAUGCUAUGUGGCUGAGCAAGUACUCACGACCUUCCAUAGCAUUGCUCCACAGUACCUUCGCGCCAUAAGUACGCCUUUGGUGUACCAUCUCGGCGGUAUCGGACGUAUCCUCGGCUCUGUAAUGGAAGGUCUACUGUGUGAGCAGUCCUAUCAGCGUGUUCGAGCCCUCCUGGUCUCCAUGGCAGAUCUUUUGCAGGGCCUCGAAUCCGGCCUGCAACCGACAACAGGCGCGAGUCAUGAUCUACGGGCACAUAUUGAAAAGAUCGACCGCUACAUGGAUGCUCAGCGACAGCUCCUUUCAUCCGCGGCUGGUUCGCAGCAGCCCCAAUCUCAGCAGGUUGGUAACGACAUCAAUAAUCUUCCGGGCAUCACAUUACCACAUGCACAUGCUGCGAUGCCGCCACAAACGAUGGGGAGGAUGGGAAUGGCUACGCCGUUGGAUGAGUUCCAGCUGCCCGCUGAUCUUGUUGAUGGCAAGGCGAGGCCCUGGCCUUUCGACUUUUCGCAAGGCGACCAGUACGAAUACCCGGUAUUGAACGGUUUUGGAGGCUGA